Prunus armeniaca (apricot) is the source of this 396-nucleotide messenger RNA. Lineage: Eukaryota; Viridiplantae; Streptophyta; Magnoliopsida; Rosales; Rosaceae. The record is from the annotation of a GenBank genome assembly.
AUGAUCCAGACAGACCGCUUGUACUCUGUCGAUGAUCUGUACACGAUUCGGCAGAGAGAGGAUGAACCCCUACGGGAAUACGCAGCGCGCUUCAGUCACGAGUACCUAGUGCACAGUAGUAACUGGCGCACGUACGACGAGUUGAUGAAGCAGGUGGCAGUCCAUGCAAAGGCCGAAUACUUCAACUCCAAACCCGGGCCUUCGGCUCGGAAGGAGGAGUCAGCCACCAAAAGUUAUCCGGGGCGAGCUGACGAUUCUUUGGCGGGAUUCAAACGGAAGGACGACGUGAUAGUCGUCAGGGAAACUCGAAGAAGGGGCGCGGGAAAUACGGUCGUAACGACCACCGAGCGCCGCUACCGAAUCACGAUCGUGCCCAGGAAGUCUUCACCCUGCUGA